This is a messenger RNA of Danio rerio (zebrafish), 2780 nucleotides long. RefSeq names its product CRK like proto-oncogene, adaptor protein (gene crkl). NCBI's taxonomy places the organism in Eukaryota, Metazoa, Chordata, Actinopteri, Cypriniformes, Danionidae. The record is from RefSeq and is marked provisional. Gene Ontology annotation, biological process: regulation of cell motility; regulation of intracellular signal transduction.
GAUUCCAAAUACGUGUAUUUGAGCUCGCUCUGAACUUUUGGGGUUAUUUACACCUCUCCUAAAACCGCCGCGAAUCUUGUGUUGGUGGAAAAUUUAGCAAUGCAUCAAAGUUGGUUGACGCUAGUCGCAGCCUGUCUGGUCAAACGUCAGGUUGCGGUUCAGUAGGACUGACGGGUCUAGAAGUGCUAGGUCGCUUGUAAGAAUAAGCAUUUGUUGUUUUAAUUUAUUGCUCGUUUUGCUUUUUUUCACCCGUGUUCGUCAGUUACAAGUGUAUUUCGAAUAAACAUGUCGUCUGCACGGUUCGACUCCUCAGACCGAGCCAGCUGGUAUUUCGGGCCGGUUUCGAGACAGGAGGCGCAGAAUAGGCUACAGGGACAGAGACACGGGAUGUUUUUAGUGCGAGAUUCGUCCACUUGUCCUGGUGAUUAUGUACUUUCAGUGUCCGAAAACUCCAAAGUUUCGCACUAUAUCAUCAACUCUUUGCCAAGCAAGAGAUUCAAGAUAGGCGAUCAAGAGUUUGAUAAUCUACCCGGCCUUUUGGAGUUCUAUAAAAUACAUUAUUUGGAUACGACCACCCUGAUAGAACCAGCACCAAGGUACCCCAGUACUGCUCUGCCCAGUGGUCCUAUUCAGCCAUCUGGAGGACUGGGUGAUGAGAACCAGGAGUAUGUGCGGACUCUUUAUGACUUCACUGGCAGCGAUGCUGAAGACCUUCCUUUCAAGAAGGGUGAAAUCCUAAUAAUUAUGGACAAGCCUGAGGAGCAGUGGUGGAGUGCCAAGAACAAAGAAGGCCGAACAGGCAUGAUUCCUGUUCCCUAUGUAGAAAAGCUUGUGAGAUCUUCGCCUCAUCCUGGUCAGUCCAUCCAUGGUUCACGGAAUUCCAAUAGCUAUGGCAUCCCUGAGCCAUCACACGCCUAUGCCCAGCCUCAGACUCCAUCUCCCAUUCCUCCUGGUACACCCGGCGCUGUCAUCAACCCGCUACCUUCUGUGCAGAACGGGCCAGUGUUGGCGAAGGCGAUCCAGAAACGAGUGCCAUGCGCAUAUGACAAAACUGCUUUAGCACUGGAGGUGGGUGACAUUGUGAAGGUGACUAGGAUGAACAUCAGUGGUCAGUGGGAAGGGGAGGUAAACAACCGGAGAGGUUUAUUCCCUUUCACUCAUGUGAAAAUACUGGACCCCCAAAACCCAGACGAGAGUGAAUGAGCUGUGCCAUGCUCUGUCAGCACCCUGUCAGCUCGCUGGACGCCCCAUCAAGUCACCACCGGUAUAAUGCUUGCCUGCCCUGGGGCUCCGCUGUGGCGCAUUUCUCAAGCAAACCAUUUGUGUGGCUUCUGACUGUUUACAGCUCUGGAAUCAAACGGUUCUUAAUCCCCCUCACUCGGUUACAGGCAAAUCAGUAUUUUUGUUUGUUUUUUCUGUCUGCCCUUCUGUUGUUUUCACAAAUCAGCCGUCUUUACCUGUAACAAGGUGAAAUAAGGUCUCCAACAUGAACUUCUUGCCACUCCUGCAGUUUCUGUCUUUAGCUUUGACCUCUAUGAGCUAAAAUAGGAUAUCAAGAAAGGGAAAGAAGGGUAAAUAUACCCUCUAAUUUGCCAACGGUUUACCUGUUUAGUCCAAAAAUGUAUCUAUUAUUUUGUAUUUUGUUACAUUUAAAAGAGUCCCUAUGAUACUGAUACUGAUCAACAGCCAUGACUUGAAGAUAUUUCAGUGGCAGUUUUAUAGAGUAGCAACAACCGUGCCACUCCUGACUGGCCUUAGGAACAGACUUGCCAUUUUUUUCCUCAACUAGUAUGUGAGACUAGUCUACUGUAGCCUUUUUAUUUGUGCCAUUAUAACUUAUCUGUAAAUUGCAGUAGUCGUGUAGCUAGAUGGUUGUGGCUAGAUUCUCGGUGGAUCUCUAUAAUGCUGAAGGGCUUGCCUGUGGAGCUUUUGCAUCCGGUUGGGGUGUCAUUGAUGAGAGAUUGAGUCUGGGGAGAGUAAAGACGCACCUCAUCUAUUUUUUUGGACAAGCUGGAAAUGUCACCUGUGCAAUCAUGAGCUCAUCUCUUGAGGAUUAGAUUCUCCCUCAUCCUCUUCUUCUACUCUGGUGGCAGUAAAGUCUGGAUCUCGCUCUGCUUCAUGACUGUUACUGCACAUCACAAGGUCUAACUUUGAUGCUUUGUGCCCAAUUUUGACUCCAUAACCUGACAUACACCUUUUUAAGUUUUGUCCAUCUGUAAUAAUCAGUUUUGUUUUUUGUUUGUUUUAGCCGGGUGUUGAAUCAAGCAUUUACUCUGUGUUGAAAUAAACUGGCAUUUUUUUCUAAAAAGGGAUUAAAAAGCCUGUUGGUGGCCUCUGUGCAUGACCUUCUGCCCAAGAGGGUUUUCCCCCCUCUUAGGUUAAAUGCUGCUUCAUGUCGUGUUUUGUUUUCCAUCUGUCUGUCUAUUUUCUUCUGUUUAAAUUUAACUCCAGUUUUGAAAAUUGGCUGGUUUACAUUUAUAGCAUCGAGACAAGGCUAAAUAUUCAUAUUAAGCAAUAGACCAACCCGGAUCUUUUAGAAGUGAUCAGAUAAUUUAAGGUUUCAGAUGGCUGAGUUUUUCUUUAAUUUUUUUUUGGUAAGGCUUUAACAGUAUUACUGUUCAUUGUUUGACAUUACAAGAUAUCUAUGGUUUUGUUUUAAAAAAAUUGUGCCUUUUAUUUUCUUACAUCAUUUACAUGUUAAUAAUAUUUCCCAUGGUUAACACCUGUGCUGGUAUUACCCAUAUGUACAGAACGAGUAAAUAAAUUUAUGUCUACUUCUC